AUGGAGAUCAAGCCAGUGAAGGAGGUGCCUCCCCAGCCGCGAUCCACAGUCUUGUUACCGAGCACCCCCCGAUCUCAAAAAUCAACAGCCACCAUGCACCAAGUACAGGUGGCAUCUUCAGUUGUGACGACUUUCAAUCUGAUGAAAGCAUCGGAAGAGGGAGAGAAGAAAACGCCAGCCCAAGUGCAAUUUGCCAAGUCUCUGAAACAAGCAGGGCUGACAGCAGUCUUCACUGGACAAGUGAAAGGAGGCAAGAGGAUGCCUCUAUCCACAAAGGACACCAGUCCAGUUGAUAUUGACUCUCUAGUGCCCACCCAUGAUGAAACGGGCCAACCCAUCCCAGAGUGGAAACGACAAGUGAUGGUACGCAAGCUGCAAGCACGUUUGCAAGAUGAGGAAGACCAGAAGAUAAAGGAGAAUGGAAGCAAGCAUGCAGAGAUGGAAGGCUGGAGAUACUCCCAGGCUCACAAUGCUAUCCUUGGUCCCUUCGGUGAGCUGCUGACAGAGGAGGACCUGGUCUACUUAGAGAAGCAGAUUGAGAAUGUGUCCAUACAGAAGCGAUGUCAAGCUUACGAGAUGGAGCUGGCACAAUUAGCUGAGGAGCUAAGAGCUAUCCUUCCAGCACCCAUCAUCAAUAUCACUGUCAACACACAGUUCAGGCAGCAUAAUGUGGAUGGCCAGGUGCCUUUGCCCAUAUGGUGCAACCGUAUAUCAGAGAUUGUGAAGAGCAUGUCUCUACUCCUGAACAACCACAAAGACAAAGAGAAAGACGGAGCCAUGGAGAAGAAGAUCGGUACCGAACCGGCUCUUGUCCUCUCAGAGAAGCCAGAAAGAUCAAAUUCCUUCAGGGGACAAAAAGCAAAGGUUGAAAUGGAAAUUAAGCAGUUAGGAGUUUCUGUACGAAAUCUGAGGUCAAACUUUGAGAGUCAAAUGGGAGGUAAUUUCCCAUUAACCGGAGUCUUUUGUAAUGAAUCACGUGCGCUAAAGAAACAGGAAAAUCAGGUUAAGGAACAAAUAGACAAAAAGGCAGGUAACAUUACAAAGCAGGAAUGUCAGCUGAGGAAUGGUACUGAUAGAGCUCUGAAAGAUGGUGCUGCACCUAACAGUGACAGUGAGAAGACACGUGGAGAGGACCUCAAUGCCGUGACAGAGACCACCAGCUUGCGCAAGGAACGGAUUGUAGUUUUGUUCUUAAGCCACUGGAAAAAGUCUGCUUAUGCCAUAAGCCUGAGAAGCAGAGAAGAACUGGACUUGAAUCACUGGGAUGCAGCUGAAAGAGAAAAUUCGAAGGUCCAAGAACUGAUCCUCGAUAGACCCCAUACUAAGACAAUGGAAAAGAUUCCACUGGGCCACCUUGUCAAGCAGAGGAUCACCAUCAAUAAGAUGGUCUGCAACUGGAGGAGCUUCAUCUCAAGUAUCUCGUCAAGCCAGCUUUGCCAGCCUCGCCACCAGAGAGUCACCUACUCCCCUGAGCAGUUCCUGCCACACAUUGGUGGGGCACCCAUGGACUACAACAGCCUUACUCUUGACCUCUUCAUACUAGGGUACUUUCAUAUCCUGGAGCAGGAGCUGCCGGCGGAGGAGCGCAAGAUGAGGCACCUGCUUUGCUUCGAGGUCUUUGACCACGUGGGUCGUUUCAGCUGGGAGACAGUGCGUGAUUUCCAUCGGGCUGUCCUGCAGGACAUUGAGGCAGGCAACCGGGAAUGGAGGGAUGGGUUUGAAGACAUCAAGGUGAAGUUCUUCGGGAACACACCAACUCAGUAUGAGCUGCUGGCCAAUCCUGGGAAGCAUCAUCUCCCAGAAGAAAGAGAAGUACCCAAGGUCAUUGUCCAGACUGCCACCCCAGAUGAGAAGGACCUCAUGGGGGAGGACGCGGACAUUGCCUACUUCAACAACGAAGAGAUCUGCAAGUACAUUGACCGUAGCUUUGCCUUCUGGAAGGAAAAAGAGGCAGAACUAUUUGACUUGACUAAUAGUUGA
Molecule: messenger RNA, 1980 nt
Organism: Scleropages formosus (Asian bonytongue)
Lineage: Eukaryota; Metazoa; Chordata; Actinopteri; Osteoglossiformes; Osteoglossidae
Product: espin-like protein
Exons: 5
Coding region: 1-1980 (659 amino acids)
Biological process (GO): actin filament bundle assembly
Cellular component (GO): cytoplasm
Molecular function (GO): actin filament binding
Source: RefSeq, a predicted model, not a curated record